This is a messenger RNA of Caenorhabditis sp. 36 PRJEB53466, 1255 nucleotides long. The record is from the annotation of a GenBank genome assembly. Lineage: Eukaryota; Metazoa; Nematoda; Chromadorea; Rhabditida; Rhabditidae.
AUGUCGGACGAGUUGAUGAUGAAGCUGGCGCGCAACCUGCACAACUCGGAACGCGUCCGAUCGUCCCUCGUCCGUCUCCUCUCGCUCGACGUCGCCCACGCACAAUUCCGACGUUUCGGAGUGCGACGACUGGCGAAAAAGUACGUGGACGACCGCGAAUUGGGCCGCGUGGCUCACGAUCUCCUCGACAAAAUCCGACGUCUUCAAGAGGAGGAAGAAAAAGAGAAUCGGAGAGAGAGUGGGACCGAUUCGAAAUGGAGCGCACUCGCAUUUACUCGUUUUCCAGAGCAGAGAAAGCGACGUUUGAGCACGGAAAACGAGGAGGGCAAGUGCAAAAAGUGGAGGUGCGAACUGGACGUUCCGUCGCUGAGUCCGGAGUCGAAACGGGAAGAGAAAAAGGGAAAAGUGGACGUGUCGAGUGAGUUUUUGAGAAUUUCAAAUAAUGGGAAAUUGCAUGCUCUACAACUUUGUAAUUGACAUUUUUUUUACAAACUUUUCUGGGAGCCGAGACAUAUUGAUUGACUUUUGUGAAAAGCACCGGCGUGGCAAAAAGUGAAAAUAUCUCGAUUCCCAGUAAGUUUUGUUGAAAACGGUCAAUUACAAAGUUGUAGAGCACAAAAUUGUCUAUCGGUUGGUUUUUUAGUGGAAAUAUCUUGACGCCCACGCGUUUCUACAAAGUUGGUAAGCACAAAAUGAUCUAUCGAUUUGUUUUUUUAACUUGUUAACUGCAAAAAUCUUGUUGCAGAACUGCAAAACGUGCCGGAGAGUGAGUACGACGCGGUCCGUCCGAUUUUGGUGACGCUCUCCGCGAAAGAGCUGAAGGCGUUCAUGGACCGCAACCCGCAAAUCGAGAAGAUCGCCGACGGUCUGUUCCGACGGCACUGCCAGGUGGACUGUCCUGAAGAGGUGGAUCGGAAGGAGGUCGGCGAGAAGUGGCGUACGCUUCACGACGUGCACACCAACUGGAAGAUGUACGAGGAGACGAAGCACUGGCAACAGCACCUCGAGGACGAUCUCGCCCGGCAACAGGUACUGACACACUUUUCGAUGCGGAAUUCCGAUUUCCGACUUCCGCCUUUUCAAAAUAUCGCUUCUGCUUAAGUUGACUCUGUUUGCAAUACGGAAUUCCGGCUUCCGGUUUUCAAAAUUUUACGAGAUUGCAGAAUUCAUUACAAGAAUACAGGAAAUUUAUUUUUUUUUGCAGAUGAAAUUCAAAUCGACGCUGGAAUACCUGCAAUCAUCGGAUACCCAGUGA